This is a messenger RNA of Megachile rotundata (alfalfa leafcutting bee), 8341 nucleotides long. RefSeq names its product atos homolog atossa (gene atos). Lineage: Eukaryota; Metazoa; Arthropoda; Insecta; Hymenoptera; Megachilidae. The record is from RefSeq and is a predicted model, not a curated record.
GGGUCAGUUGGCAACAGACCUUCGAGGUGGUUGGAAGUGUUCGCGUUAUUCGUUCGAAUAUCGGCGAACCCGUUGAACUUCUCUCUCGUCAAAUUUUCGACGCGUAACCACGAUCGAAAUCAGGCAGAAUCGUUCCUGCACCGUGACAGAGGGACUUCAUUAGGGAGAGACGAAUUCGCGAGUGCGCCGAUAGUUCGAGAAAACCAUGGGGUUCGUCAGGAUCAUUUGACCCACGGGAACGACUCCAGGCUCGGUGGAUCGUGCUACCUCGCGUGAUACUUCAAAUCGGUAUGCACUGCCUAGGUGCGGUGACAGGAGGCAUUCCCAGCCCAAAUGGGGUUGGUGGUCGGGGUGGCAUUCUCAGCGUGUUCCGAGCCCUUGGAGUCCUUGUGUGCGAAGGGAGGAUUCAGGGCCCUCCACGUGGUUACAAAGAGGGCCCACACUGUGCAGCUCCUAUGCAACCAGCUCCCAACAACCACGUAUGCGAGGAAGAUAAUUAUCUGUGCAAUCGGUAUCUUGUGCUGGUCCGAGAGAUCGCAGACCGUAUCGCAAUCGGUUCGUCCUUGUGCAUCGAAGUAGUGUUGUGCAGCGAUUGUCCAUGUGGUUUGGCAAAGGCUACGAACCAGAAUCCGAUCUACCCCGUACCGUCCUUAUCGAUCUCACCAUGGCAACAAGCGUCGGAGAUGCUGCUCGAGUAUUGGUGUAUCUGUGCCGUUCCCAGCAAGAGUCCAGAGACCAUGAACUUCUAUGGAGUGUAUCAGGCAGUCCGUUCCCGGCUUCACUUCAGUCAGGUGGCUGCUUGGUGGUCCAGGAGCAAAGGCGUUGAACCAUGUUACAUCGCGACAAGAGUGGUGCCGCAUAACGACGAGAAUCUUAGAAAGUUCCGGGAUGCACCUGUGGAACACACGUUCCCUUUGGCUGGCAAUGGCGAUGGAAAUUCUAUAAAGGUCACCGUGUGGGCACAGCCGCGGAUGGAGGAGGUGCCGAUUCUCACCUGUCCGCUGCACCCGAUCAAAGAGAAAGACGAAGAGGGCGUCGCGAGGGCUUUAACACCGACCAAGGCUAUCCCGGUUCCCGGCGCUACGCAAAAUCCCGAAGGCCUCCUUUUGCCUGCUUUGGUGGACGACAGACUGCAGACGCCAUGCAACAAGCCAGGAAAGCAUCACUGCCCCUGCGAGGAAGAAGACGUGCCACCGCCAUCGGCUACGAUUCCGCGACAAAUUCGCGAGAAGAAACGUCGUCGAUCUCUUCCGUGUGGUCCCGUGGACGCGAACAGCUGCGUGUCGGUUCAGCCGAUGCCAUCGGUGCAGGAAACGGUGAUCCAGGAAUCGAAGGACAGUCAGAGCUCGAGUUAUCCAAAGUGCUCUGUCGAGAUCUCGAACAAUCGUGGCAUCAAGUCUGUCCAAAGUCAAAGCAGUAAGUACGAGGACUGCAGCAGCAUCAAGAAUCGAAACAAUUUGAAUUCUGACAACUUGGAGCGGUACUUCAAGACCCAGUUGAACAUCGACGAGCGAGAAGGUAACAUGGAGAAACGUUACAAAAGGACGAUCGAGGAUUCUAAGUUGAAGACUGGUUUGAAUUGCAACGACAAACAGAGUAACUUGGUGAAGACGGAUGUGCAGGGAGCUGGGAGCAAGAAAAUCAAAGAAACGGAAACGAAAUCAACGGAGAAGAACGGUCUUUUCGAGAAUUUGAUACCGUUCAAUUCCUCACUGCCUUGGUCUUUCGUAGAAUCUUGGAACAACAGUAACGCGAACGGGAAGUGCGCUUUCCAGAGCUUGCGUGGUACAAAGGAGGGUUACUUCAACGAUCCGGAAAGAACCUGCAAGCCUCCGGUCUCUAAAGAAUCGAAUCUCGUGAUAAAUCCUUUCAGACAACCCAGUCCUUUUCACGAAUCAAAUCCAGGCCCAUCGACGAAUAAUCGGUUCAAGCAAGAUUCCGCUUGCAUGGUGCAUCAGAGUCGUGCUAGGUCGUCGAACAAGUCGAAUCCGAAUGCGGUGUCACCUGGACAGGAAGCUCUAGAGUCGACCUUGGAUGGCGUCGCGAACAACAAAGGAAAACCCGGGAAGGAUUUGAGUCAAUUGAUAUCGAAAUUGUCGUUCCCAGAUGACAAAGACAAGUCGAAAGAGGAAGGAGGCUUCUUGGAUUGGUUUAGCAAGGUUCCUGGAAGAGUCCUAGGCGUCGCGCCAAGUAACGGCUAUGCAGAGAACAAGGUCAAAGCGACGAACCUGAAGAGCCAAGAGCAGCCAGGAAACGAAGUCAGAUUUAAGAAUUGCAAUUUGGAGUUGAGUCAGCAAGAGUUCGACGAGGUAUUGGCUGUUUUAAGAGCUAGAACUCCGUCGGGUCGUAAGAGGACCAGCGUCAGGACCGUCAAAAGGCGAGAUAGAUCGGACAAGUCGAUCGAGGACGGAUCAGAGAAGUCCACGAUAAAGUAUACGAAUUUGGAGAACAGCGAGUGCUCGACGAACAAUAUGGUCAAUCGUACGAAAGCUUGCAAAGGUUGUAGUCACAAAUUGUGUCGAAAGAAUGACCAACAAGCAUUACAAAAGACCAAUUUCAGCGAGAUUUAUGGCAAUAAAAAUAUUUACGAUCCGUCGCAGAAACGCGAGAAACUCGACGAUAAUGGAUCGGUCGAUGAGCUGCAGGCGAUCAAAUGCAAUAAUUCGGAGAAACGAACAAACGACACCAUGGACUGUUUACAAAACGUCUCGAACAAAGCGGACAUACUAUUGGGAGCAAUCUUACGAACUAGUAAAGAUCGAAGGAACCCCUCGGAGGUUCCUAGUGGGACCAAACCUAGGUCCGUGUUGCCAGCACUCGCCAAUCAAACGGAGAAGAACGAUCGUAACAAUCUAGGCUGCGAGAAGAUGUGUCAAGAGCAGAGAACCGUACCGUUGGAAGACGAGAAAUCUCUGCCAAUGGCAUUGAACAAGAGAUUCAAUCGGUUUCGGCAGCUGUUUAAGAAGGAACAAGAGAAGAAAGUGUUUUCGACCACGGAGGACAGUUCGCAGGAAACGAGUCAGCAGUUAGGUCAACGUUCGUUCUCGUACAACAACGUCCAGCCGAGCCUGCACGAUCCAAAGAAUCUGAGGGACAGUAAAGCGAAACGUAGGAUAGAUUUCUCGAAUUUCGCGGAAGAAACGGAGAAACGUGACGCGUGGCUCGAUCCUUCAGACCUUAGUACAAAUGGCGCACAUCAAAACUCAAAAACCUAUAGUACAAAUUACAAGGACGACCUCUGCGGCUAUUACGAGCACGAGUUAUCGAAAUGGCCCAACAGACUGCACAGUACAAACGAAGAAAACGACGAUACAGUCGAGCUCGAAGAAGAGGACGAUGGUAGCAACCUGUCGAAGCUACGCAAGGAUUCUGUUUCGACCGCAGGGAAGAACAACGGUUAUUUGUCUUCCAAGCUACGAAACGGCGUACAUGGAAAAGGUGAUUCGCUUUCGGACGAAGAGGAAACUCUUGAUAAAGCGGUGCCCACAGCCAUUGAGCAAGAAAGAUUCCGACGAUCGUUGGAGAAUGCAGCUUCGAUGGUGUUCCAUAGUAGGACCGGAUUGCCAUUGACUUCUAGCCCGGCACCAUUGAGAAGAGGCAGCUGUUGCUUCGAUUACGAUAGCAGUUUAAACUCGGUCUCCUCGAAGAGAAGUGCACUGUUCGAAUUGAACACUCCGCCAAGUCCAGGCGCGGUGUCGUUGGAAGAAACCGACAGAGAGACCGAGAAUGCUGGCGAAGGCGAGGAGACACCGAAAAGACGCUCCUCUUCUCGUAGUAGGCCGCAGAGUCAUGCCCUUUUAGGCAGCUUCGAGGAAUCAGCUUUAAACGGUAGACUCGAGCCCGUGUCCACGGUUCAUGGUUUCACGGCAGAGCUCGGGGCUAGUGGUUCCUUUUGUCCAAAACAUCGAAAGCUUCCAGUCACUGUGUUCUUCUACACUCUUGGUGACAACGAUAAAGUUUCUACGCCCUAUCUCGCACACAUUAAUUUGGGCAAAAAGGGCUACCAGGUACCAAGAAGCGGUACUAUACAAGUAACGCUUCUCAAUCCUUUGGGUACAGUCGUUAAGAUGUUCGUAGUACUAUACGAUCUUUCUGAUAUGCCGCCACGAUCUCAUACUUUUUUACGUCAGAGAACACUGCGGGACAAAACGCUACGCUACCUCGUACAUCUUAGAUUUAUGUCCGGUAAAUCAGGUCGGAUCUACUUGCACACGGACAUCCGUAUGAUUAUUUGUCGUAAGUCCGACGUCGACACAGCGUCGGAUUUCGGAUCAGAGCCACCAAAGGAACUCCGCAGCUACAUCCACGGUCCUACCAACCCGAAAUUCUCGCCAAGGUGCUGAGCCACGUGGCUCUUUCCAUGGGGUUGUUGUCAAUCGCUCCGUUCACCUAGUCCCCUUCGCGCAGAGGUUUAACGAAGAUGGAAACGAGUGGACGUUAAUCUUCAGAGUCUUUAAGCACGAUUCUUGCGAAGAAAGAAUACGUUUGAAACUGAGAUUCCAUUGAUUCUCGAUGCAAUAUUUAGAAAGAACGAAUUUUUACGAAGAAAUGAUCCUUUAUUCAAGAACGAUUGUCGAAAUGAAUUUAAUGGAAUACCUUUGUGGAAAUUGAAUAUGAAAAUGAACGUGAACCGAGAAAGAUUUUUCAAUGUCAAUAAGGUUAUCUUUUGCAAAUGCAUGAUCGUAUUUUAAGAGGAUUUUCGCGAAGAACAUUGAAGGGAGAUAUAAGUGAUCGGAGGAAUAAAGUUUGAAAAGAAAACAUUGUUUCUCUUGAAGGAAAUGUUUGAAAAGAGUAUUGAGAAAGGUACACUAAAGGGAACAUUGAAUAACUUCAUGUUUUGUUGUUUAGUUCUUGUUUUGUUUGAUUCAUCAGUGAUUUUUAAUCGUAUUACAAAGAACACGCACGUUAGCGUUAGCUUAUCCCCAUUGUUUCUUUGAAUUUUGUUUGGUUGUUGAUCAAAAUUGUUAAUCGAAGUAAAGUAUGUCCUUUCGUUUACUCGAUAUUUUUGAACGGGUGCGGUGUUUUAGUUUUCCGGCGUAGCUUUUGUGUAUAACGAAAGCUCGCGCCAGAAGAGUUCUUGUCUUUCAACUUUCGCGCGCUUGAACGUUUAUUUCAGUGACGCGUUUUUUAAAACAGGUUUCUAGCUUGCCAAACUUCGUGGAUUUAAAAGCUGGAAGAUCUCCUUUGGAAGGCCAUCUUUCUGUAUCUAUUGUUGUAAAUAUAAGAGUCACGUGUAAAGUCGAAUAAGAAUUUUUUUAACGGGAUGAUGAUAUUGUCAUGUGUGUGUAGUACACUAUGUUAUUAAAGAUAAAAAAAAAGCAUAAAGAAAAACGAAGGAAGUGAGAAGCGAUCCGAGAGCAUAGAAAAUAUCAAGAAUCGGGUCUCUCGUUGACACGAAAGAAUGAAGGAAUCCUGAAACUGUGUUGUACAAAACCACCCCCACACCCCCUCCAACAAAGAGAGAAAGAGAAAUAUGUGAUCUAGAAAAUCGUUUAAAGUGUAAUUUAAAAUAGAUACGAUUUAUCGAUUCGUUGAUAUUUUCAGAGAAGAAAGAAAAUUGAAAGACGAUGAGAAGAUGCAUCGUUUAUUUUAUUAAGAAAAUGAAAGGGAGAAAAAAAAUGGUAGGAACAUGCUUUCGUAUGAAAUGUUUGCGAUCAACGAGAUGGCUGGAUUACGCGACAUUUCCUGCUCGAAGUAAAGGAGAAAAAAAAGAAAAGAAACAAAAAAAGGAUCAUUAUUUACACGUAUAAAACAGAACACAAUUUUUUGUGUCCGUAGCACUGUGAUGAAUAUUUUGAUAGACUACAAAGAGUAAUUAUUAUAAAGUAUCUAUUUGAGUAGCGACUAUGUCCUAGAUUAUAAUUCAUAAUUGUACUAAUGUCGUAUGAGGAAUGUAAUCGAGCGUAAUUUACUAACCGUUCAAAUUACACGUAAAUUAUCCGCAGUCACCGUGAGGCGCUCCAUUAUAUUGUUGUCUCUUCGUAUCGAACGACGGUUCGUUUCCCUUAUUUUUCUACGCGCGUGAUAAAAACAAAAAACUGGCCCGAACAAUCUACUUGGAUUUCUUAGUUGAUCCGUAGUGUUUCAAGAUUUUCCGAUAUAAUAAAAGUUAGCCAUAGUCGCAAGAAAAGUAACUCGAAUUUUACCUGAACAAAGAUCUUUGCUUUCAGUGAUGUUGACCCUCGAAAGGUGGAGCUGAUUCUCUAUUGAACCAGACCAACGAAAGAUAUUUAACGGUACCUCGUAUAUUGAAAAAGUGACGGUCUAACAAAUUUCAAAAUCAAAUUCAUAAAUUGCUUCCGCUUUAGCAGCUUGCCAUUCGAAGGUUAAUUGAUCACACACAUUAAUUAGCAUAUGACUAGCAAAUUUCUGCUUCUUCUUUUAGUUAUUUUAAACUUGAUAAAUUUAGGUGAAUUUUUGAGGGUUCACUAUGUUCGCUUCUGAUAAAAUUGAUUUUGAUGGCGCAGGUGUUAUUUGACUUGCCAACAAAAUUUUGCCCUUCUAACGCGAUGUACUAUGAGAGAUGUGGAGUAUAUUGUAAACGAAACAUGCCAAGUUCGUAGCUAAGUAGACACGACGAGCACGUUGUUGUUCGAUCUGCGCCGAUAAUUUUACUCGAGUCGCACGAGACAUAGCUGAAACAAGUCAGAAUUAAUUCAUUGAUCGAAAAGGAAGAUGUUGUAAACAAUCGAUAGCAACACGAUUGUUUACGAACCUAUAUCGACUCUUUGACGGCUGAUAUUUUGCGUAAGGAAUCUUUGAUCCGCGUUGUUCUUUUAGUCUCUGCGUUUAUGUUAUUUGUGUGCAUAAUUUGGAAAUGAACGAUUUUGUAAUGUACGUAUAUUUGGUAAAUUUUUUAAGUAAAACCUUGAUGCCACUGUCUCUUGUACUUGUGAUACUCGUCACAUUUUACAUUAUCGUGUGCUAAUUAUGCUUUAUGUAUAUUAUUUUGUUGAUAAAAGAUUCUGUGAAAUGUGCAGUCGUCAAGGUGUUAAGCAGUUUCAACGUUGCAAAAUUUUUGUAGCACGUGUAUUGUACGGCAAGGAUAUGUAGAGUGUAUAAUCACUGCCAUGCUGUAUAUACAUUGUAGUAUAGGUGAACCGUUGAAUAAGAAUUUAAGGGAAUUUUAGCAAUAGUUGGUUGCCUGAAUGAAGAGAUCCCAUUGACCAGAAAACAAAAGGCAAAAGCAAAGAGCGAGAUCCGUGGAAAAAUUUCGGAUCAUUUUUAUUACAUUAUUUAAGUUAGUACAUCGAUAUGAUUCUUUUGUUCAAAGUCGAUAGAUCUGUCGGAUCUCGCUCGAGGAUCAUACACCAAUUCUAAUAGCGUAUUUUCCAAAGAUCACCGUAAAAAGAAAUCGCUUGAUAGCUUUAAAACUCUCCACGAUACGCGUGUAAUUAAUUUUCAUACGACGAAAAUCGAACAAGAAAACACGUGCAAUUCAAUAUUAGAGUUUCUUUUUGGAAAUUCGUGCCGAUACGAAGAUGAACGAGAUUGUAUUUUUGGAAUCUACAAUCGAGAUACACGAAUUGUAUUGUACACUAAACUUGUAGGACGCGCACUAAGAAACUUUAUUAUUGUGAUAAACUUUUAUCGGGUAUAGAGGUCCGUGUAUUGUCUUUGAAAUCGAACGCAUAUUCUUGUUGCUGGAAAAAAGGGAGACGAGUUAUAAUUCGAUGGUGCCAAACUCGAAACGAAGAAGAACAAUGAAGGGCUUUGGGAAAGGCUCAUGUAACGUACAUACACGUUUGGAAUUUAGUCCCAAAAUUAAUUCGAUCAAUAUUUUUUAAACAAUUUCAUUUAAUUUUUAACGAUUCGUUUUAACAUUCUACUCGCGGUUGUUUUCGAUUUCUUGUUUUAAAGAUUGAUAAAGUAGUUGUUCGACAGUAAUUCUGUUCGUUGUUUUUCAUGCUUCCCUAUCGUCCAUUGCUUCUGUUUCGAUACACUUGAAUCGGCUACAACCUGAUUUCUGUAAAUUGUCAUCGAUUGGUCAGACGUUAAGAUAGAACAGAGAAUCACGAUUCUGUAAUAACGUUGUCCAAUCGACGAUAAUUAUAUGCCAACACCUGUCAAUGUUUAGCUAUGGCUACUGAACGUUUUGUUGAAUCACCUGGGCACACUUGAUAAACGUCAGGCAUGUACAUAAGGUAGCGUUAUUUUACAAACGAAAAUUAUCGUUAUCGCUAUAUAACACGUACUUUUUAUUAUUUAGCGAGCAAAGCGUGCGGUAAAAGAGAAAAGGAACAAUUUGUCGAACGAUUCAAUACUUAUAUGGGUACGCGCAUGGCCAAACGUAAUAAAAAUACAGCAAUGCGUUAAUAAAUACUAGUGUAUGUUUAAUUGA